This is a messenger RNA of Pan troglodytes (chimpanzee), 3609 nucleotides long. It is a transcript of the gene AP5M1, whose product is annotated as adaptor related protein complex 5 subunit mu 1. The record is from RefSeq and is a predicted model, not a curated record. Gene Ontology annotation, cellular component: lysosome; late endosome; AP-type membrane coat adaptor complex. NCBI's taxonomy places the organism in Eukaryota, Metazoa, Chordata, Mammalia, Primates, Hominidae. The transcript has 8 exons. The coding region runs from base 69 to 1610 and encodes 513 amino acids. Gene Ontology annotation, biological process: endosomal transport.
GCCGGUCUGCGCUGUUCCUCGGUGGCGACCUUAAUUAUGAGAUGAGCUAAUGCUUUACUGACUUAACCAUGGCGCAGCGGGCAGUGUGGCUCAUAAGCCACGAACCGGGAACUCCACUUUGUGGCACCGUGAGAUUCUCCAGACGGUAUCCAACUGUUGAAAAACGAGCCAGAGUCUUCAAUGGAGCAAGUUAUGUGCCUGUUCCUGAAGAUGGUCCCUUUCUUAAAGCACUGCUCUUUGAACUUAGAUUAUUGGAUGAUGAUAAAGACUUCAUUGAGAGUCGUGAUAGCUGUUCACGCAUCAAUAAAACAUCCAUUUAUGGACUCCUGAUAGGAGGUGAAGAACUCUGGCCAGUUGUUGCUUUUCUGAAGAAUGACAUGAUAUAUGCUUGUGUUCCACUAGUUGAACAAACUCUGUCCCCUCGUCCGCCAUUAAUUAGUGUCAGUGGAGUUUCACAAGGCUUUGAAUUUCUUUUUGGGAUACAGGAUUUUCUUUAUUCAGGUCAGAAAAAUGACUCUGAGCUGAAUACAAAAUUGAGCCAGUUGCCUGACUUGCUUCUGCAGGCUUGUCCAUUUGGUACUUUAUUAGAUGCCAACUUACAGAAUUCAUUAGAUAAUACCAAUUUUGCAUCUGUGACUCAGCCACAGAAACAGCCAGCUUGGAAAACUGGGACGUACAAAGGAAAACCACAAGUUUCUAUUUCUAUCACUGAAAAGGUAAAAUCCAUGCAAUAUGAUAAACAGGGUAUAGCAGAUACAUGGCAAGUUGUUGGAACAGUGACUUGCAAGUGUGAUUUGGAAGGAAUCAUGCCAAAUGUUACCAUCAGCUUGAGUCUCCCCACCAAUGGAUCUCCACUUCAGGAUAUUCUAGUUCACCCUUGUGUAACUUCUCUUGACUCUGCAAUUCUGACUUCUAGUAGUAUUGAUGCAAUGGAUGACUCUGCAUUUAGUGGGCCUUACAAAUUUCCAUUCACUCCACCUUUAGAGUCAUUCAACUUAUGCUUCUACACUUCCCAGGUCCCUGUCCCACCAAUUUUGGGUUUUUAUCAAAUGAAGGAGGAAGAAGUACAACUAAGAAUAACCAUUAAUUUAAAACUUCAUGAAAGUGUGAAAAAUAAUUUUGAAUUCUGUGAAGCCCAUAUACCUUUUUACAAUAGAGGUCCAAUUACACAUUUGGAAUACAAAACUAGUUUUGGCCAGCUCGAAGUAUUUCGAGAGAAAAGCUUAUUGAUCUGGAUUAUUGGCCAGAAGUUCCCAAAAUCAAUGGAAAUUAGUCUUUCUGGAACUGUAACUUUUGGAGCCAAGAGCCAUGAGAAGCAGCCAUUUGACCCAAUUUGUACUGGAGAAACAGCAUAUUUAAAGCUUCAUUUUAGGAUCUUAGAUUACACACUUACUGGAUGUUAUGCAGAUCAGCAUUCAGUUCAAGUUUUUGCAUCAGGAAAACCAAAAAUAAGUGCACAUGAGGACACUGAUGGAACUGAGAGAUUAGGGUCCCAUAGCUUGCAAAUGGCAGAACUGCGAGUCAGAUACUCAAGCAUUCUGGCUCUGGAACCUGUCCACUUAACAGUAUGCUGUCUUGCCUCUCAUUGUUACUGCGUUCUCAAACUUUGAAGAGAACAAAAAAGACAAUAUAGUCUAUAUUCUUUUCAUUAUGAAGAAGGGCAUGAAGAAGAAAGGUAGAACAGGCUGAAUUGGAUAAUUAUAUUUAAUUGGAUAUUUAAUUAUAUAUAUAUAAAAAGAAUUUACAUGUGUAACUCCAAAUGAACAUUAUUAUCUCAACUUUACAUAUCAGAAAACUUUAGUUCAAAUAGGUUGCCAUUUUUGUAGAGUUUCAAAGCUAUUUUUAAAAAGGCUUAAAUUGAUCAGAACUAUAAUAAGAAACCAGUGAAGCAAACUAUUUAGAAUGUUGCUAGGAAGUUGGGUGUUAAUUUAUAUCUCUGACACUUUGGGUAAAGAAUAGCAAGACCCAGAAUCAGGGCUAUGGUGAUAAGGUUAUAGAAGAUAAACCAAUGAAAAAUUUUUAAUGUUUUUGCAGUCAGAGUAAUGGUCCAUACGAAAAAGAUUUUAGAGAAAAUGUGAAGAUAAAAUUGGCAGAUUUGGCAUAAAUGAGAGAUAUUUCAUGUAAGGUCAAAGAUGAAUUCUUCAAAUAUUUAAUGAGUCCAUAUUUGUAAAAUGGUAAAAGUUAUAAUAAAGUCUUGAUAAUAUGAAAUUAAAGUGAAUAUUUCAAAGUAUUGACUUGAAAUAACUGCAUUCCACAAUUUCAAAAAUCAUGACUUUGCUCUCGUUGAAUUUUUGCUGAAAUAGUCUUAUCAUUAAUUUCUUUUUCUUUUCUUUAGACCGGAAACUAAUUUCUUCUGAUUAUUACAUCUGGAAUUCUAAAGCCCCUGCUCCAGUAACAUAUGGAUCAUUAUUAUUGUAAUAGUCUCAUGUUUAAAUGGGAUUAUAUAAUGAUAACAGUUUAAAGAAAAUCAUAAUCUUAUAUUUUUAAUGUGGAUGCAUAUAACCUGUGAGUGAAAAAUCACUGAAUGAUUUAAUUGUAAAAGUAGUCUUAUGUAGUGUUUGUAGUCUGAUAGAGCUUGAAAGGACGUUUUAAAAGCUAAUGUCUCCAAUUUUGUUAACCUUUGAUUUUAUGCCAGUAUAAUUCAGAACAUAGAAAAGUAAUGAUUCACUUGGGCUCAUUUUAGACUGGUCCUGGGUCACCCUGCCACACUUGUUUCCUAGUGUUUCUGUGGCAGACAUUGCUAAUCAAUUACAGCCCUUUUCUGUACUGAGCCUUGGAUAAAGGGUCAGGCUCCUUUUUAGUUCAGAGAUUCAGGCAGCCACUCCCAGUGGGUUGUAGAUAAUGUGCAAGAUAAAAACUAUUUUCUCUUCCAAAUCUAAGUACUAAGCUCCUAGUAUAAGGUGUUGUUACAGAAUACCAGAGACCAUGUUAGAGACAACUACAUCUCUUCAAAAAACAGCCAACAGAGACAAAGGAAAAGUGUUUAAAUAGUAAGCUGUUCUUCUUAAUCAGAACUAUCCUAUUGACUAAUAAAUAAUCUGCAUAAUUCUACUUAAGGUGUGUAAUCUCUGUUCUAGAGUUAGUUUUUAAGUAAGCUUGUUAAUCUGCCACUUUGACAUUUUGCUUAGGAUGUCAGUAGCCAUAUUAAGAUGUGUAGAAUACCUUCAGAAGAUGAUCAUAGUGUUUUGUAAUCAUUUAAUGUCUGCAGCCAAAUUUUUAAAGGUAAUUUAGAUCUAAUACUGCUCUUGCUGUGUCUUAUUAAGUUAAAAUUAAUGAAUGAAUUCUGGUAAAAAUUCAAAAGGCACUCUGUGAGUAGAGAGUAUCAUUUAAGCUUAUUUUAGUCACAUGUAGUAUAUAUCUCCUUAAAGCUGUCACUCUCACUUUCUUACCAUUCUCUUGAUUUCUUCAGAAACCAUCUAGUCAUCAUCUUUAUACUCUACCUGCUUCUGCAAUUAUAUAUCAUAUUAUGUUUUCAGAGCAGUUCAUUGUCAAGUUGGACUUUAAGUGACCAUUCAAGAAAAGAUGAAAUCUCACAAACCUCAAAACUUCAUUCAUGUCUUUUUACAAAUGAGAAAAAAAAAUGCAUUAAAGAUUCUCAAUUUGAUUAUA